AUGCACGCAUUUGGAACACAUGCAAUACGUAAUGAGGAUGGCAAGCUAGACAAGAGUUUACCAGGAGAUUUUCUUAGAAGGCAUAUUUUAAACAUGACGCUUAUGCAAACAAUGUAUGAAGAACCCCUAAAGAAAUUAGGCUACUCUGAAGAGAAAUUGCUUAGAACUGCAGAGGAAAAUUUUGCCGAUACUCAAGGAAUGAAGUUAAUUUACAAGGCUUACCAGAAUGCGAAGAAGAGAGAAGGCUCGGAACCACGCCUCAAAAGCAUACCUUAUUUCAGCGAGGACCAGCUAUUUUUCUUAGCUACUGCUCAACGCAUUAUUGCGCACAUACUCCGUGAAGCCGCUACUAUGGCACACAUUCGCACUACCGUUCCAUGGUAG
This is a messenger RNA of Cylicocyclus nassatus, 384 nucleotides long. Lineage: Eukaryota; Metazoa; Nematoda; Chromadorea; Rhabditida; Strongylidae. The record is from the annotation of a GenBank genome assembly.